Messenger RNA from Osmerus eperlanus (European smelt), 5668 nucleotides. Its product is annotated as ataxin-7. The record is from RefSeq and is a predicted model, not a curated record. NCBI's taxonomy places the organism in Eukaryota, Metazoa, Chordata, Actinopteri, Osmeriformes, Osmeridae.
AUGUCGGAAAGGGCCGAUGAUGACGUCAGGGGGGAGCAGCGCAGAGCGGCCAGGCAGCUGAAGCUGCAACAGCAGCAGAUCCAGCGGGGAGAAAGCUCCACAGCAAUGGCGACUGUUGCGGAGCGCAGAUCCCUACCUAGUCCAGAAAUAAUGUUGGGACAGCCUUGGAGCAACUGGGUCGAUGCUGCCAAACUACACGGCAACGACGGUGCUGAAUCGGAGGAAAGUUUUAAAGAGUUCGGGAAAAAUCGAGAAGCCAUGCGGUUGUGCAGAGACGACAUGCCCAUAUUUGGCCUGUGUCCUGCUCAGGAUGACUUCUACCUGGUCAUGUGCAGCCAUUGCAGUCAGGUGGUGAAACCACAGGCCUUCCAAGCACAUUACGAGAGAAGACACAGCUCGGCCAGCAAGCCUCCCUCAACCUUAGCCCAGUCCUCUGCCUUCUCCCUGUCAGCCCUGCCCAGGAACAGAGCCAGCGGGGCAGGGGCAGGGAGCGGGCCGGGGGCUGGGGCGGGGGCUGGGGGGGUUCUGGGCCGUACCUCCUCCAGCGGGACCAGUGUCUCCACCUCCAACUCCAAACUCCUCAAACCAGCCAAAGACAAGCUGCCAGGCAUCCAGCGCAGGCCCCACUUCCCCCCAUUCCGGGUGCUGCCUGAUAAAAUCCCUGCAGUCAAGGUGGAGAAGAUGCAUCUGAAAGUGGACUCGUCGGCCAAGCUUGUACAGGCCCCUCUGGCCCCGCCCUCCUCCUUCACCUCCUCCUCCUCCAGCACCACUGUGAGCGCCUCCUCCUCGCCCAUCAAGCCAGGCCUUAACUGCUCCUCCAUACCAAAGGCUCCCCAGCUGACCCCUAGCCAGAUCCCCAACGGCAAGGGCCACCUCUCCCUGUCAGUGCCCAGUCUGGACAAGAAGCAGGACAACAGUGCCAGUAGCAGACGUCACCUCUACAAGAGACUGUCAGAACGGGAGUUCAAUCCAGACAUCCACUGUGGGGUUCUGGAUAUGACUGCUCGGAAGCCAUGCACAAGAUCUCUAACAUGCAAGACACAUUCCUUAAGCCAGCGGAGGGCAGUGUUGGGCCGGAGGAAGCGCUUUGACACGCUACUGGCCGAGCACAAGAGCAAAGCCAGAGAGCGGGAACUUCAGCACCCUCAGCCCCAGCAGACCCCCCCUCUCAGGGAGCCCCACCCCUCCCCCUCCCGCCUCGCUGCCCACGACACCCACCAAGUGGCCCACGGCAACGGUGCCAGCGACGCCACCAAGCCUCUCCCGCUCGGCAAACCCAAACCUCACAAUCCUGGUCUUCCACGACUGAACAGCAGCAUCUCUCACGGAGGGGGGGGGGGCCCGGGGGAUCCCCCUCUGUUCCACGAGUCACCCCACCACCCUGCCCCGGCCACCGACGGGGUGUCGCGGCCCUCCAGUGAUGAGGGGGAGAAUGAGGAGAGGGAGGAGGGAUCGGACAGACUGGACUGUCACUAUUCAGGUUAUCACCCUCGGCCGGCCUCUUAUUGCUCCUUUGGAAGCCACCUGUUUGGGAGAAGCUGUUACUCCUUCGACCGGCGCUGGGACCGCGUGCGAUGUGCGCUCACAGCCAUGAUGGACAAGCAUGUCAACUCUCAGAUGUGGAAGAAAAUCCCUUUGGCCUUGGAGAACUCCUCCUCCUUCUCCUCGUCUGUGCCGGCCCACAGGACAAGCACAAACUCCCAUGGUAGCAUCCCUCCCUCAGGCUUCCUCAGCCCUCCCGCCGCCCCCCCGCCCCCUUCCUACGCCCAGUCCUACGACGGCAAGUUGGCGCUCUCGUACGGGACCACCUUAAACGCCCGUGCUUCCCCGCAAGGCGGUAGCGAGCACCCGGCCUACGGCAGCGUGCAGGCCAGACAAGUGUCUUCGUCGCCGCAGAUGCCUUCAGCCCACUCCUCCUCUGUCCCGCCGGGCCGGGCGCUGAAGUCGCGCUCGGGCAGCAAGUCGUCUUUCAGGCCCAGGGAGUCCUCCUCGGCCUCCUCCACACCUGCCAUAUCGAACUCCACCAGCGGGGGCAGCGCUGGGGCCAACAGCAGCGCUGGCUUCAGCUCGGGGAAGAAGAGGAAGAACAGCUCCCUCCUCAGUUCAUCUCACGCCCCGUACAACCAAGACUCGUCCUCCAACGCCGCCUCGUCCUUCAAGAAGAACUGUGCAAACACCACCACGGGAAGCUCAGGUAGCACCUACCACCACGCCUCGCUCGCACCCCCCCCCUCCUCCUCGUCUCACAGCGGCGUCCACAGCGUGGGGCUGAACUGCGGGCCCACCGUGCGGACCAACUCCCUCAGCCUGAAGGCCGAGCCCUCGGGGGGGUCGGCGGGGGCGUCUGGACCCUCUGCGCGGGGACCCCCCUCCGGCAGCCCGGCCGAGUCCAUCAAGAGGAUGAGCGUGGUCAUGAACAGCAGCGACUCCACCCUCUCGUUGGGGCCCUUCGUCCACCACCAAUCAGAUCACCACACGGCCUUCAGCCACGCCCACCACACGGAUGGACGCCUUGAGGGAAAGAAGCGUAAGGGGUCUCCUGCGACCAGCUCCCUCAACAGUGGAGGGGGAGGAGCGGGGGGCCUGGGGGGAGGAGUCAGUGGGGCGGGGCCAGGAAGGCCCAAGGUGGCCAAGUCCCCCGCCAUCAACAACAUCCACGGCAAACAUGGCCGCACAAUCCCAGGAGCCCCAGGGCUGCCCAACAACUCGCAUCAGCCUAAGGCCCGUCCCUGACAGCGGUGGCUGGGUUCUCUGUAUGGAACCUCGGGCUGAGGCCAGGACAGGGGCUGAGGCCGGGGCUGAGGCCGGGGCUGAGGCCGGGGCUGAGGCCGGGGCUGAGGCCGGGGCCAGGGAGCAGCAGCAGGCGGAGACUGUACGAGGCCUUCUAAAUCUGCGUUACUCUCAGCUUCCCAUGAUCCUCAGGGUGGAGAUGAUCUGGACAGCCCAGUGACGUCAUCGUGGAACAUUUUCUCCCAAAGCCAUGUGAGGGUGCUAUGAGGGGCGUUGGGGCAGUGUAGCCCCCUGUCAGUGUUGUAGUGUGACACCUUCCUGUGGGGGGGAGGAAGGAGAAGUCGGCCCUCAGACCUCAAGCCUGCGUUCCGGGGUUUCAGGAAGAAGGGCUGGCACAAGAACGACUGGGAGUGACUGGAGAUCCAACACACCAAUCUCUUCCGUUUGUGUGUGUGUGUGUGUGUGUGUGUGUGUGUGUGUGUGUGUGUGUGUGUGUGUGUGUGUGUGUGUGUGUGUGUGUGUGUGUGUGUGUGUGUGUGUGUACGCAAGUGCGUGUGAUGUCAGAUUCUGCUGGACUACUGGAAAUUAUAACUAACACCCCCAGCGCCUGAUCUCAGAGGCCUUGGACGGAGAGGGCAGGAGGAGGAGAAACUGUCAGUUGCAACACUUCAAAUACAAUCACGGUUAUUCCUUUCUAUUAGUCUGAAUCAUGGCGACAUGUGAAUACUUAACCUGAGGUUAUGUAGAGUAGCCAGAAGCAGAUCCAGUCAUUGGUCUGUGACACAAAUAAUUAUGCAAGUGUUACCUUUUUCUGUUUGAUAUUAGCAUUUUUUUUUGUUGCUAAAAUUGAACUACAAAAAUUCUUUGUAGAAAUAAGGAAGCCAGUCCAUUGUGUGUAGAAAUGGGGCAGACAGACAGUUUUGCAUGCAAAUGUGGAAAAGGAUGUUGAAUCUUGACAUUUAUUUCUUUUAACUUUAGUCAAAGAGGAAUAUCUAGUUUUUAAGGAUAUGUCUUUUCCUGAAACUUUUCAUUUCUGAAGAGCCACAACAGUCCUACUCCCAACUGUGAACAGCACUAAAACCCACUACUUAGUUUGAAGAAGUUUAACCAAGUUGUGCUUACUUGCCCCUUAUGUUAGCCAAAGGCAGCCAUCCAUUUCAGUGACUUUAGUGUGUAACCACUAACAAGGUGCCCUACCACAUGAUAUCUAAUGACACUACAUUGUCUGGUUGCGUUCAGUUUUUGUCUGACGGCCAUUGACCGGGCUUCUGGUCUGUAGAACGGGAUGUGACAUCACACCAGUCAUUGCUGUCCGGGUUUUGACGCCUCUUCACAGUUGUGUGAUUGUUGAGUGUAUGGGGUUGAGUCUUGUUAGGUCAGACAGCCAGACAGAUUUCUGUCUUAAUCUGGUCACACAUGCACCCUGUCUUUCUGAGCUGGUCUUUCCUGGAGGCAAGUGGUGUUUUGGUGCGAGAUUCAUGGAGAUGGCUUCAGAUUGGGUUACUAACUGAUAGUAUCUCUAGUCAAUUUCUAUUACGCCACUGAUGUCAGACAGAAAAACACAGCAGAGACAAGUGUUUUAUAUCUUACUUUAGACUUUUUCUUAUGUAUUGAACAAAUACUGAAGUAUCCCUAUUUGAGAAUACAUAUUUUUUAUUCGAAUUGUACAUAUUGGAAUAUGUAUUUUUGCACAGGAAUUUUCUUACACACAAUUUUUGGUACAAUUAAGAUCCUUAUUAUUUAUUUAGUAAAUUAGGUGACAAGUUUAAAAACUUGUUUAUUUGAAGUGGUUCACUGCCAAGUCUGUAAUGCAAUACAUCUCUUAACUAGAGUUUGAAGCAUCUCAUGAAUCAUGUACUGAGCUCCUGUAUAAAGGUGAAGGUGUUGUCUCUGUGGCAUCAUAGUUUGACAGAAGACAUUAUUUACAUUUUUCAAGGUCUCACCUGUGCUUUUACUAUUAAGUUGCCUCUGUAUCAAAAACACUAUUUUUUUUUAUGUGACCCACAUAGCCUGUUAUGCCCAAGAGGCUAAAGCGUGGUUGUUCUCUAACCAAUUUCCAUGGAGUCGGUCAUUCACUUUGUUGAAGACGAUUUAAAACAUUUCACAAUUGAAACACUUAUUUUCCUUGAAGGCUGAAGGGACUAAAAGCAAUCACUAAAGAAAGGAAGAUGGAACACUUCAAACAGUGUGACCUUGCCUCAUUGUUGCCAAACAUUGUAAUUUGAAUCACAGCUUUUUAAAGAAAUUCUUAGUUUGCCGCUUUUAGAAAAUAAUAAAAUAAGUGCCUGAAUUUGUUUCUCACUGACUGUUUAAGGACAGCUUUGUCGUUUUUAAGUUUUACCUUACUUGAAUGUUCAAAGUGUUUUAGGAGCUUGCUUUUAAAAUCUGCCUAUGAACUCUAAAUGUGGUCAAACCUGUCAGCUAGCUGGUAAGCAACAGUGUUAUUUUUUUUUUUUUAUCAAAGUUUUCCAUGAUGAGAGAAGUCUGGAUUUCUAGGCAGACUUGAGCUUGCUGACUUUCCUAAGUCUACUAUAAUUUGUUGGUCACAGGUUUAGUUUUGUUUACCCUUGAACUCCACUGACAACUCUUGACCUUGUUUUCAUGUGAUGGAAACGUUGCAAAGAUUUUUUUAUAUAUAUUAUCCAUCAAGCACCAUAUACUUGGAAUGUGAAAGUGAGAGAACACAACUUGCUUGUGGGAGGAAAUUCCCAAGUAUAUACUCUUAUGUAAAAGCGUGUAUAGAUGAUUUUCCUUUUUUGUAUACAUUAUCAAAAUAAUUUGAUCAGCUGGACUUCUGUGUAUUGGCUGCUACGUAAUUCAUGAACAAAACAUGUUAGGUUAGAUUUACUUAAUAUUUAAAGAAAAAGAUUGUAUAGUCUAUUUGUUUUGUAACAGGUUUCUGUAAAUAAAAAUAAUUUAUACUGCUAUUUAUAUGAAA